AUGUCGUUUCUACCUAGAGUCGUGCCUUCAAAUAGAUUACCUAUACUGGAGGUUCGUUUCGUCAAGAAGCCUCAUGGCCAGAAAUGGAACGACGUCCAUGACUUAACUAACCCCCGUAUCCAACCUGUGAAGACCGAUGACGAUGAAGUUCUGUUUCACCGAAGCACACUAACCGUUUCUUGCCAGCCAGUGAGUGGGAAGAGUCCCGAGACACAGGUUAUUCAGCGCAACGAAAUGAGCUCGGAUUGGAAAGUGACAGAGUACUUCAAGCUCGAUCUACCCAACGAGAGUGAUGAGACAUUAGUGACACUUAAGUUGGUUCAAACUACUACAAAGACGAUCUUAUUCAACACAUUUUUCCAAGGUAAAGUAUUUCAUGGAGAAACUUGA
Molecule: messenger RNA, 390 nt
Organism: Strongylocentrotus purpuratus (purple sea urchin)
Lineage: Eukaryota; Metazoa; Echinodermata; Echinoidea; Camarodonta; Strongylocentrotidae
Exons: 3
Coding region: 1-390 (129 amino acids)
Source: RefSeq, a predicted model, not a curated record